AUGCCGCUCCCUGCGCCGCCCUCGAACCUCCCGGCGAAGCCCGGUAGCGCGCCAGUCCAAGAGCCAGUGAAGACAAACGCGUGCCAAGUCUGCGGCACCGAGGCGAAAUACACCUGUCCGCGAUGCGAGAAGCGGACAUGCUCCGUCGCAUGCUCGAAGGCGCACAAGGCGGCGGACAACUGCUCGGGUGUGCGGAAUCCGGCAGCCUAUGUGCCCCUCAACAAGAUCACGCAGGGGACGUGGGACGGCGACUACACCUGGCUGGAGCAGGGGAGGCGGCAGGUUGCGGAGUGGGGAGAGGGCAUUACUGCUGAGGAGGCGGAGCGUGCGGCAAAGGGAGAAACGCCGAGGAGAGGGAGGGGCGGAGCGAGGGGUGGACGGGGGAUCAAGCGAAGUAGGCUCGACGGACUGCGAUGGGCCGCGAACGAGAUUGGAGCGGAAGUCGAUCUCGUCCCUGAUGGGAUGCAGAGGAGGAAGACGAACCAGUCGAGCUGGAAUGCCAAUCUCCUUCCCCCCGACGUGCUCGCGAAGCAGCCAAUUCUGGCGCUGCCAUACUACUACCCCCGCUCCCGCGACGUGCCCGACCCAACACCCCCAAGCCGGGCCACAAAGUACUUCACCCCUCUGGACGGAAACCUUCCCGUCGACCAGGCGCUAAACGGCACCGCGUUCGUCGAGUUCCCCACGGUACGCGUGUUUGACCGUACAGAGUGGCUCGGAAAGCUGGGCAACGGCGAAGUCGCCGUCAUCCCCCGAUUCGAGACCAAGGUGGCCGCUGAGGAGAAGAAGAGCGUGCCCGCAAAGAGGGAACGUCCCGAGGAGCUGGGCUUGGGACUGGGAGGUUAUGGAUCCAGCGAUGAGGACGACGCCGAGGAGGGAGAAGAGGCAGACGGAGGGCCAGAGGAGGCAGAGACGAAGGACAUCACAUUGUCGCCCCGCAUGGCGCAGGCAUUGGGGCAGGCGCUCGAGGCUGACUUUGGUCCGAUCGGGAACUAG
Trichosporon asahii var. asahii CBS 2479 is the source of this 996-nucleotide messenger RNA. RefSeq lists its product as uncharacterized. The coding region runs from base 1 to 996 and encodes 331 amino acids. The transcript has 2 exons. Lineage: Eukaryota; Fungi; Basidiomycota; Tremellomycetes; Trichosporonales; Trichosporonaceae. Gene Ontology annotation, cellular component: nucleus; pre-snoRNP complex. The record is from RefSeq and is a predicted model, not a curated record. Gene Ontology annotation, biological process: box C/D snoRNP assembly; snoRNA localization; maturation of LSU-rRNA from tricistronic rRNA transcript (SSU-rRNA, 5.8S rRNA, LSU-rRNA).